GCUUAUAACCAUCGUAUCCCGAUUCUCGGUUUUAUCCGGUCCGAUUCCGGUUCUGAAUUUAUACGUUUGAAGCUUUCAAGAGUGAUGGAAUGUAAAAGACCAAAAUACCCUUUUCAGACGCGGGCUGUGUAAGAGAUGUAUAUACUGUAUUGUUUUGCCGUCUCUAUAUCUCUGCAAAAUCAAAUCUUUUUCAGUGGAAUCUGAAUUUCGUGUUCCUUCGAGAAUAUUUACACAUCUGAGCUGUGAUUACUCUGAGAACAUGUAACCCCGGUGAAACUUUCAUAGCCCUUUCGAUGUUUUCUCUGUAGCGACGUUCGAGAAGCACAUGCAUACCAAGUGUUUGAUGAAAUUCCUCAGACAAGAUGAGGUCUACAAUCAGAUCAAACGGGAUAACGUUGCUAACAAACACUACAAAGCUGACACGUUAUUUUUGCUCUCAUCAUUUAAUAAAUCGAUCGGACUGUGCAUCGACGGAGUUGCAGGAAGUUAUUAGGAUCGUUUCUUCCCCCAUUGGUGGUCUUGAUGACCUUGAAGAAAAUUUGAACAAGGUUUCCAUAUCUCCAUCAUCCAACCUUAUUACCCAAGUGAUUGAGUCUUGCAAGAACGAGACUUCACCGAGAAGACUAUUAAGGUUUUUCUCCUGGUCGUGUAAAACCCUAGGUUCUUCUAGUUUACACGACAAUGACUUCAACCAUGUCCUAAGAGUGUUGGCUGAGAAGAAAGAUCAUACAGCUAUUCAGAUACUCUUAUCAGAUAUCAGGAAGCACAACCGGGCCAUGGACAAGCAAACGUUUAGCAUUGUUGCUGAAACUCUGGUUAAGAUUGGUAAAGAAGAAGAUGCAAUAGGUAUCUUCAAGAUCUUGGACAAGUUUUCGUGUCCACAAGAUAGCUUCACUGUAACAGCUAUUAUAAGUGCGCUCUGUUCAAGAGGACAUGUGAAGAGAGCAUUGGGAGUUAUGCAUCAUCACAAGGAUGUGAUCUCUGGUAAUGAAUUGUCUGUGUACAGAAGUCUUUUAUUCGGUUGGUCUGUACAAAGAAACGUGAAGGAAGCAAGAAGAGUUAUACAAGAUAUGAAAUCAGCUGGGGUUGCACCUGAUUUGUUCUGUUUCAACUCGUUGCUUACUUGCCUAUGCGAAAGAAACGUUGACAGAAACCCGUCAGGGCUUGUUCCUGAAGCUUUGAACAUUAUGUUGGAGAUGAAGUCUUACAAAAUCCAACCUACAUCUAUUAGUUACAAUAUAUUGCUGUCCUGUUUAGGAAGGACGAGGAGGGUGAAAGAGUCGUGCCAGAUUCUAGAGCAAAUGAAGAGAUCAGGAUGUGAUCCUGAUACAGCGAGCUACUACUUUGUUGUGAGGGUUUUGUAUUUGACAGGAAGGUUUGGUAAAGGCAACCAAAUAGUAGAUGAGAUGAUUGAGAGAGGACUGAGACCUGAACGCAAAUUCUAUUAUGAUCUUAUCGGGGUUCUCUGCGGGGUCGAGCGGGUAAAUUUUGCGCUUCAAUUGUUUGAGAAGAUGAAGAGAAGCUCUGUAGGUGGUUAUGGUCCGGUUUAUGAUCUGCUUAUAACAAAACUAUGUAAACGAGGAAACUUUGAGAAAGGAAAAGAGCUUUGGGAAGAGGCAAUGUCACUUGAUGUUACGCUUAGUUGCUCUAUUGAUUUGCUUGAUCCAUCUGUUACAGAGGUUUUCAAACCAAUGAAGAAGAAAGAAGUGGAGGAUACAAUGGUGGACCGCCGCUUACUUAACUUGAAGAUUCAUGCUAGAAUGAACAAAACAAAGCCAAAACUGAAACCGAAACCGAAACGCAGAAGCAAAAAGAAGAAGAAUAUGGGGCAUUGAUUGAUUUCUUCUAGCCAUGUUUAGAACAUCCGAUGUAACAGCAAUGUACCAGGUGAUAUCUUUGCUUUCUAUGAAUCUAUAAUGCAGAAGCA
Molecule: messenger RNA, 1927 nt
Organism: Camelina sativa (false flax)
Lineage: Eukaryota; Viridiplantae; Streptophyta; Magnoliopsida; Brassicales; Brassicaceae
Source: RefSeq, a predicted model, not a curated record